GUGGUGGCCUCGUUCUAUAUAUGAAACCGUUGCAGAGCACAGGAGGAGGGACUCGAAUUUUCUCAACCCACCCACCACAUACACACAACUCACACACUUUCUCUGCGUGCAAGCCAAACCAAUAUCCAACCUCAUCGAUCAUCUCCCUUCUUGUACGGGAUCAAAACCCCAUCUCUCUCUCUCUCUCUCUCUCUCUCUCUCACUCUCUAGAUUGGGUUUGUUUUGUUAUAUAUUGGAUUGGAGAGGUAGGGUGGUGACUUGAGCUUCUCUAUUACCUCACUCUGCCUGUGAAUCAUCUCUCUGCCUAUACCAAAAACUCUCUCUCUACUCUUCAAUAUCCCUCUCUCUCUCUCUCUCUCUCUCUCUCUCUCUCUCUCUCUCUCUCUCUAAAAAAACAGUGUUUUUCUUGCAAAUCGAGGAGUGUUUGAUUGAUUGCAUGAACUGAUGGAUCCGGCAAGUGGACAACAACAACACCAGGAAAUGUCAGCUCAAUCACUGGACAUGCUGGUCUGCUCAAAAUCCCAACAGCAGCAGCAAGACAGGAAGCCAAGGCCUCAGCCAGAACAAGCCCUAAAGUGUCCAAGAUGUGACUCCACAAACACAAAGUUCUGUUACUACAACAACUACAGCCUCUCUCAGCCCAGGUACUUCUGCAAGUCCUGCAGAAGGUACUGGACCAAAGGUGGCACCCUCAGGAAUGUUCCUGUGGGUGGAGGCUGCAGGAAGAACAAGAGAUCAUCGUCGGCGAAACGAGCUCAGGACCAACCGCUCACACCCAAUUCCAACCCACUCCCAGCCCUAGGUUAUGACUCAAAUGACCUCACCCUUGCAUUUGCCAGGCUCCAAAGGCAGCAGUCAUGUGGUGGGCAGUUAGGGUUUGAUGACCAUGACCACAUUUCUCUCUUGGGAAAUCCCACAAAUGCCCCUGAUCAUAACAUUCUUGGAAACCCUAAUUCAGCUCCUAGGUUUCUUGAUGCACUGAGGACUGGGUUUCUUGAGACCCACAAUGGUAAUUUCCAGAACUUGUAUAACUAUGGGUAUGGGAAUGGGAAUUUGGGUGAGGUGGACAAUUGUGGUGGCGGAAUGGGAAUCCACCACCCAUUUGAAGAAGGCACCACCAACUCAACCACCACAGCAGUGACAGUUACAACAAUGAAGCAAGAACAGUUCAAUGCCCAAAGUGAGAGCAGCAACAGAGUUCUGUGGGGGUUUCCAUGGCAGAUGAACGGUGGAGAUCAUCAUUCAAACAUGGUGGGGAAUAGUAAUCAUGAGUAUGAUUCAGGAAGAGAGAGCUGGAAUGGGAUUGCUUCAUCUUGGCAGCAUGGACUUCUGCACACUACUCCCCUCGUGUAAUAAAAACGCUUGAGCAGCUAGGUUUUUUAAUUUAGUGUGUUGGUGAUCACCAAGAAACAAAAACUAUGAGAAAAGCAUAAGUUUUAAUUUAAUUUGUUCACUUAAUUAUCAGACUUAAAUGUCAGUUUUAGUGCUUCUACGCUUUGUACUAAUUAGUUAUAACUUAUAUAUCUUUUGUAUUUCCAUCUACCUUUUAUUGGUUCGUAAACUAAAGAAAUCUCAUGUUUGCAAGUGA
Malus domestica (apple) is the source of this 1588-nucleotide messenger RNA. RefSeq names its product dof zinc finger protein DOF2.1-like. NCBI's taxonomy places the organism in Eukaryota, Viridiplantae, Streptophyta, Magnoliopsida, Rosales, Rosaceae. The record is from RefSeq and is a predicted model, not a curated record. Gene Ontology annotation, biological process: regulation of DNA-templated transcription. Gene Ontology annotation, molecular function: DNA-binding transcription factor activity; DNA binding.